AUGCGCAGGCCACUGCAGCCCCUGGAUCUUCCCAUUAUUAAGCACCUCAAUUCAAAGAGAGUAAUUCUAGCCUCUGCCUCUCCGCGGAGGAAACAGCUUCUGCAGCAGAUGGGCCUCACCAAUUUGGAGAUUACUCCGUCAAACAAGCCGGAAGAUCUUGACAAGAAGACGUACGGCCCCUGGGAAUACGUCGCAACUACCGCUCGUAACAAGUGUCUUGACGUUUACACUACCACGUUGGAGACACAUCUUGCUUCUAUCCCUGAUCCUGCCCUUGUUAUAGCCGCGGACACCAUCAUUGUCACUCGUGACGGGCGUAUUCUGGAGAAGCCCCGGAGCGAAGCCGAUCACUUGCGAAUGCUCAAGCACCUGCGCGACACACGCAUGCAUAGAGUGCUGACUUCGGUGUCUGUGCUAGCCCCUCGAGAGGACGCAAGACAUCCGGGUUACGACAUCCAAAGCCAUACUGAAGAGACCAAGGUUUACUUUUGGGAGGAGGGCAACGGGCUACCAGACGAUGUCAUUGAGGCCUAUGUUAAGACCAGAGAGGGCGUUGACAAGGCUGGUGGAUACGGCAUCCAAGGAAUUGCUGGAAUGCUGUUGGUGGAAAAGAUUGAGGGGAGCGUUGACAAUGUAAUCGGACUGCCCGUAAAGAAGACGUUGACAUUGGCGGAAAAGGUCAUCUUCCAGCAGGAUCAGGAUGAUUAUGACGAUGAAGGAUCAGCUUCAGAAUGA
Molecule: messenger RNA, 735 nt
Organism: Trichoderma virens Gv29-8
Lineage: Eukaryota; Fungi; Ascomycota; Sordariomycetes; Hypocreales; Hypocreaceae
Exons: 2
Coding region: 1-735 (244 amino acids)
Molecular function (GO): nucleoside triphosphate diphosphatase activity
Source: RefSeq, a predicted model, not a curated record